GUAUUGUGCUACAUUUGAUCACCAACAAAUACACACACACAACCACUAUCCACCAUUUGUUGAAGCUAUGGUAUCCUUAUUCAAAGCACUGUCCAUGACUCCAAGAACUGAAGUUAAAGAAGAAUUUGAAUCAUCGAGGAAAAGAAAGUUUGAGGAACCAUUUACCGAAGAAUUCUUCAAGGAUCAAACAAAUUUAGAGAAAAGGAAAUCCACCUUUGAUACAAAGCCUCCCCUAGAGACCAUGUUUCCUUCAAAUAAUUGGUGCCAAUACCUUGGUAUUCAGUCAGGGCAGAUACAAUUGUGUAACACAAGACCGGAUCGGACAACGAUAGAAACCUCAAAACGAAGCCUGCGACAACCUCUUUCUGAUCACAUGAGCUUAGACCUUGAGCUAAACUUGACAUGUGAAUCACAAAGGAAAAAAGAAAACAGUGAUCAGAAGAAGAAUUCUGGUAAUUCUCCCAAGAGUUUGUCAGAACAUGAUGAUCUUUGUAUUGAAUCAAGCAAGUUUAAGAAAGAUUCAGGUGGUUUAAACGGUUCUCAGUCGUGGUUGUCGACAACCGAAGGAGAUUACAAAGAGAUGGUUGCUACAGUUUGCAUGCAGUGUCACAUGUUGGUUAUGAUAUGCAAGUCUUCUCCUGCCUGUCCUAACUGCAAAUUCAUGCACUCACCAGAUCAGAACCCUUCGAAAUUCUUGAAGAGCAGGUGCAGCUUCUUCUGCUCUAGUUAGGAACCGCAGAUACUACUCAUGUAGAAAAUCUUCAGCUUUUAUAUACAUCAUAUGGCGCAAAUGUAUCAAUCAUCCUAUGUUAUCUAUCUUGUUCUUUUCUCCUUAUUCCCUUUCCUUAUAUAUAUUAGCCUAGUAUAUAAUCA
Messenger RNA from Medicago truncatula (barrel medic), 873 nucleotides. RefSeq lists its product as uncharacterized. The record is from RefSeq and is a predicted model, not a curated record. The transcript has 2 exons. Lineage: Eukaryota; Viridiplantae; Streptophyta; Magnoliopsida; Fabales; Fabaceae. Bases 68 to 730 code for a protein of 220 amino acids.